UAAUUAGAUACUUUAGUGGGGUAUUGAGGAUAUUUAUUAAUCAUCACAUUGCAAUGAUUCAAACGAAUAAAAUCCAACCAUCAGCUCUGUGAUUUGCAAAAGUAGUUCAAGGAAGGCCGAGUAUUUGUCACCCGGAAACCUCUCAACCAUCGAUAUGACGACAAGAUCGGCCAGGCUUGCAUUAGCCCAGCUAGCCGACGUGCGUACUUGGCGGCCAUGUAAAAAAGGUCACUCUUCUCUGCAGAAAUUGGUAUCAAGUCGUGACUUUCUUAUUUCUCAACUGAUUGUUACGAGAUUUAUUUUGUUGUGGACACCAAAGGACGCAAAGGUGGAGUACGCAGACAAGUUUGACCGCCCUAGCUUGACGCAGUUGUAGGCACGAAAAAAAAAAAAAAAAAAAAUCAACAAGCUAACCAACAUGGCGGCGUCCUGUUCUGUGGUGUGCUGCGGGCACGAGGAAGACUCGGAUAAAGCAGCUAUAUUUCGAUUUUCCAAUGGCAACGUGCUCAAUGCCGAGAAACUGGACUUCACGAUGUACACGAGUGCAGAUAAGGUCAACCCGAGGAAAAAAUCUAGGCGGAUCCUGGUGGCCGAAUCCGAUAGGUUGUCCUAUGUCGGACAAAAUUUCGGAACAGGGGGCCUCAAAUGCAACACUCUCUGCAAUUAUUAUGUUGGCGUACUGAACAAGGAGACCAUGCAAAUGGAACUACACCGUGCGCAGCUCUUCAACUUGCAACCCAUUAUUCCAGGAGAAAAGACUGCGGUGUGUGACCAAGCGAAAACUGAAACAUACAGAGAAAAGGUGGACUCUCUGAUUGAGGCGUUCGGCACCAACAAACAGAAGAAAGCUCUGAGCUCUCGCAGGCUGAACCACGUGGACCACCGCACGCUGCACCAGGCGGUCGGCAAGGCUGCCAGCGCCGUCAUCGACGAGAAGGGCCUGCACGCUCUGCAACAGGAAGUCGCCGAGAUGGAGUCGGAGGCAGAUUUUGCUCGCCAUCUUCCUCCGUGUGACCCGCACGCCGACACGCCGGAGAACGUCUACCCGUUGGACGAACUACUCGGUCCCGUGGACUUCAAGGCCCUGGAGGAGGCCGGUUCCAAGAUGGCGGCGCUCACAGCUGAAGAGCUGCAGACGAUGAGAGAGAGCAGAGGGCUUGCAAGCGUACUGAAGCAUCUGGAGAACCCGCCCAGUACCGCUGAAGGCCGGCAGAAGAUGGCGCGCUGCGCUUUCUACCUUUCCCUGCUUCUCAAGCUGUCGCGGCAGAAGAACGUCAACCGCAAAUUUGGCGUGGAGGAAGGCUGCCCUCGCAUUGUGCAAAACAAACUAUUCAGGAAAUUCACCGUGGAGACUUUCACCAACGGCAGGGUCCAGAACAUGGUGUCCACUUCAAUGCGCGUCAAGUUAGCCACGUACUGCCUGGCUCUGCUGCUCCAUAUGGGUGACAUGACUGCUGACCUGACGUUACUGCAUCAGGACAUGGGACUCACCGAGGCCAAGAUAAUUGAAGUGGCAAAAUCGAUGGGGUUGACCCUGGCGAAGCCCCCCCGCGGAAAGAAGGCCGUGACCGGCCUGCAGGAGGAACACAAACGGGCUUCCCUCGUCCUCCCUCUCGUCAAACACGACACGUAUGGCGAGAGACGCAAGCGCAAGAGGAUGCACUGAGGGAGCCGCGCCGGCGGCGAAUCCGACAAUUGUUUAUCCAAAUAAAAGUGGAAAUACGAUUUCAA
Syngnathoides biaculeatus (alligator pipefish) is the source of this 1731-nucleotide messenger RNA. RefSeq names its product RNA polymerase I subunit E (gene polr1e). The coding region runs from base 419 to 1666 and encodes 415 amino acids. The transcript has 13 exons. Gene Ontology annotation, biological process: RNA polymerase I preinitiation complex assembly; transcription elongation by RNA polymerase I; nucleolar large rRNA transcription by RNA polymerase I. Gene Ontology annotation, cellular component: RNA polymerase I complex. NCBI's taxonomy places the organism in Eukaryota, Metazoa, Chordata, Actinopteri, Syngnathiformes, Syngnathidae. The record is from RefSeq and is a predicted model, not a curated record. Gene Ontology annotation, molecular function: DNA binding.